Molecule: messenger RNA, 2148 nt
Organism: Elephantulus edwardii (Cape elephant shrew)
Lineage: Eukaryota; Metazoa; Chordata; Mammalia; Macroscelidea; Macroscelididae
Product: protein spire homolog 1-like
Exons: 17
Biological process (GO): actin filament network formation; cleavage furrow formation; actin filament polymerization
Cellular component (GO): cell cortex; cytoplasmic vesicle membrane
Molecular function (GO): actin binding
Source: RefSeq, a predicted model, not a curated record
GAAGGCCUACGGGACGCGUUGAGCCUGGAGGAGAUCCUGAGACUCUACAAUCAGCCCAUCAACGAAGAGCAGGCGUGGGCCGUGUGCUACCAGUGCUGUGGCUCCCUCCGCGCCGGGGGCGCCCGAGGCCGCGCCCCCAACCCACGCGUUCUGUCUGCGGCUCACGUCCAUGUCUGGAGGGACGGCGAUGUCACCCUGGCUCCCCCUGGGGACACGCUCCCUGAUGCGGGUAAGCCGGGGCCUUCAGCAGGUAAAUUGGAAUGUUCACAUUGUACAGAAACAGAGGUAAUUGAGUCCUUGGGAAUUAUUAUUUACAAAGCAUUGGACUAUGGCUUGAAAGAGAAUGAAGAAAGAGAACUAAGUCCGCCUCUAGAGAAGCUCAUUGAUCUUAUGGCAAAUACAGUAGAAGCAGAUGGCAGCAAUGAUGAAGGCUAUGAGGCUGCAGAAGAAGGGAUGGAAGACGAAGAUGAUAAAAACCAGAAAAUCUCAGCUAUUCGGUCAUAUAGAGAUGUCCUAAAGUUAUGUGCUGCUCAUCUCUCAGCGGAAUCAGAGGCACCAAACCAUUACCAGGCAGUAUGCCGGGCACUAUUUGCAGAAACAAUGGAACUGCAUACUUUUCUGACUAAAAUUAAGAGUGCAAAGGAGAAUCUAAAGAAGAUUCAAGAAAUGGAAAAGACUGAACCUAACACAGACCUGGAUGAAUUGAAAAAUGCUGACUGGGCUCGAUUCUGGGUACAGGUCAUGAGGGAUUUGCGGAAUGGAGUAAAACUUAAGAAGGUUCAGGAACGACAAUAUAAUCCUCUUCCCAUUGAAUAUCAGCUCACCCCUUAUGAAAUGCUAAUGGAUGACAUUCGAUCCCGAAGAUACACUUUACGAAAGGUGAUGGUAAAUGGUGAUAUUCCACCUCGGUUAAAAAAAAGUGCUCAUGAAAUCAUCCUGGACUUUAUCCGAUCAAGACCUCCUCUAAACCCAGCCUCAGCCAGAAAAUUGAAACCAACCCCACCACGUCCACGGAGCCUCCAUGAAAAAAUAUUGGAAGAAAUCAAAGCAGAAAGAAAGUUGCGCCCCAUCUCACCAGAGGAGGUUAUACGUAGUCGUUUAGAUAUAACUACUCCUGAAUCUCCAAAGAAUGUGGUAGAAUCAUCUGUGAUGAAUGGUUUAACUUCAUCAGUGAAAGAAUAUGGCUUAACUGCCACCCAGCAGGUCCCAGUGCAGAGGAAGAAGCUCCUCAAAGCCCCGACUCUGGCAGAGCUGGACAGCUCUGACUCUGAGGUAAGAUAAGAUUUCACAGAUCUUGACUCUAAAGCAGAAUGCAACAUCUCCUUGACCCAAUAUUCUGACCAUGUUAUCUCAGUUGUUAGGACUAAGCAAAAGCCUCCAAAAUUCUUGCCCAUAUCCUCAACACCCCAGCCAGAGAGACGGCAGCCACCUCAGAGACGCCAUUCCAUUGAAAAGGAAACACCUACUAACGUGAGGCAGUUUCUGCCGCCAUCAAAGCAGAGUUCCCGAUCUCUGGAGGAAUUUUGCUACCCAGUGGAAUGCCUCGCCUUGACCGUGGAGGAAGUGAUGCAUAUUCGCCAAGUCCUGGUGAAAGCUGAGCUGGAGAAGUACCAACAGUACAAGGAUGUUUACACUGCACUGAAAAAGGGAAAGCUCUGUUUUUGUUGCCGAACCAGGAGAUUUUCUUUCUUCACCUGGUCUUACACCUGCCAGUUCUGUAAGAGGCCAGUAUGCUCACAGUGCUGCAAAAAGAUGAGGCUACCAUCCAAGCCAUAUUCUACUCUUCCUAUACUUUCUUUGGGACCUUCUGCCUUGCAAAGAGGAGAAAGCUUCAUGAGACCAGAAAAACCUUCCACCAGCCACCACAGGCCACUUCGGAGUCUUGCCAGGUUCUCCUCAAAGUCAAAGUCUGUGGAUAAAUCAGAUGAAGAACUACAGUUUCCCAAAGAGUUCAUGGAGGACUGGAGCACCACAGAGGUGUGCGUGGACUGCAAAAAGUUCAUUUCAGAAAUCAUCAGCUCAAGCCGCCAUAGCCUGGUGUUGGCCAACAAAAGAGCCAGGUUAAAAAGGAAAACGCAGUCUUUCUACAUGUCCUCUGCAGGCCCUAUGGAAUACUGUCCUUCAGAGAGGACUAUCAAUGAGGUCUGA